Molecule: messenger RNA, 4415 nt
Organism: Pseudo-nitzschia multistriata
Lineage: Eukaryota; Bacillariophyta; Bacillariophyceae; Bacillariales; Bacillariaceae
Source: the annotation of a GenBank genome assembly
CGUCACGAUACAACAGACCGUCUCUACAUAUUCGACCAUAACAUUAGAAUCAACGCGACGACGCGACAACCAGAACUUUUGAACGCAGCAUCAACGCAAGAAUUAUAAUAUUACAAUAGCAAUAAGGUAUACAGCAGGUCGAGCAGGAAUCGAUACUGAUUAUCCUUGAAAGCCGCUGUUUUGUUUCAGAUCUCAGUUUGCAGUGACAAUGCCGCCCUUACAAGACAUAUCCCCGUUCUCCAGCGAUGAGAGCAGCGAAAAUUCAAGGGCAGAGUUGUCGACAACGUCUUCCUUACACGAAGAGUUACACGAAGAGUUACACGAAGAACAUGUAGAUUUAGAAGUACCCAGUGGAGUGGUCACCGCAAACGACGCAACCACCACCACCAAAGGCAGUAGCAGUACCGAUAGCAGCAUUCAUGGGCAAGAAAUAGCAGACAGCGGCAAUGACAACGACAACGAUAACAACAAUGAUAACAACAACGAUGGCAUCCACUUGARGUGGUCCCGAAUCACCAAAACAGUGACCAUAAGGGCAGACAACUCGGGGCUUCUACGGGGAUCGAUCGCGGCACCAACACCCCAAUCAAGGGAAGACUUUCGGAAGAUGAUGAAAAAACAAUUGAGUAUUGGAAACAGUAAUGGCGAUCGACAGAGGAAGAAAACUAUUCUGAGCGAUGUUUCUGGAUAUGCCGCUCCCGGUGAGAUUUUGGCCAUGAUGGGGUGAGUUAUGACUUMAGGCUGGUAUGCUUGUAUUCAAAACGAUUGUCGAAACCAAUUAGUGCACAGUUUGUUACAMCGUCGGAUCMAAACCAAUCACGUGUUCGUCUUCGUAAUGAAUUCUAACAGGACUUUAAUCGACUUUUUUCCCACCCACCAAUAAACUCAAAACACCCGUUUUGCACUUUGUUUUGCUCCGACACAUAUAGCCCCUCUGGAUCGGGAAAAACGAGUUUGCUAAAUUGCCUGAGUGGAAGGAAUCCCUACAAUGCGGGGGUCGUCUCCGUCAAUGGAAAACCGCUCGGUGGAGCGGACAUGAAGCGGCUGAUGGCUAAAAUUGCGUAUGUGAAACAAGCCGAUAUUUUUUUCGAACACUUAACCGUGAGGGACCAGCUCGGAUACACGGCCAUGUUGCGAUUGCCACAAAAAUGGACCAAAGAAAAGAAACUUGACGAGGUUGAAGAGAUUAUAMGGCUUUUGAGACUUACCAAGGUUGCCGAGUCAAAAAUUACAAUGCUCAGCGGGGGCGAAAAGAAAAGAGUCAACAUUGGAACCGAACUACUCACGGAUCCAGCGGUGCUGCUGCUGGACGAACCUACCUCGGGGUUGGAUUCCACAAGCGCCGUGGCUUUGAUUCGAAUGCUGCAAAAGCUAGCAAGGAGUUCGCACAAAACGAUAAUUACUAGCAUCCACCAGCCAUCUUCCGCCCUAUUCCAUUCCUUUGAUCGAUUGAUCAUGCUGGCCGAGGGACAUGUUGUUUACUUUGGCAGGCCAAGAGAUUCGUUGCAGUAUCUGCGGAGACAUAAGCUUGAUUGCCCCGAUGGGUAUAAUGCAGCAGAUCACUGGAUGGACCUGUUGGUACAAGACAGCGCCAUAGAACAUGAGAAUGAAGAUGAAGACGACUGUGCUGUUCAUGUCGACUCAUCGCCAUUAACAGCGUCUUCUACCGUCGAAUGUGAUGUUCCCAGCGAACGCCAAAACAAAAUGAAAACGACAAACGAUAAUAGCAGAAAGAGAAGUACUGCUCAGCCACGACCAGAUCGAAAGCGUGGGAUAGGCAUGACGAAGAGAGAACGAUUGAUUGGGGUCUGGGAUGGAGAAGCUGUGGCGGAGCAAAUUGACCUUUUCGUAGAGCAACGACAGACCAACAAUCGGCUCUCACAAGAAUUGGUAUUGGCAGACACGAAUAAGAAAAAAACUGCCCAGACGCAAAAAUCAAAAUACAAUACCAAAUGGGGGUUUCAAUACAAGACGCUUGUCCAUCGAUCGCUGAAGAAUUCACAGUCUGCCAUUUUUACACCCAUCAAUCUCGUGAAGAGUUGCGCGCUUGGCCUGCUUUCAGGUUUGCUGUGGUUCCGAAUGAGCUACACCGAAUCACGAAUCUUCGAUCGAUCGUCCUAUUUCUUUUUCACCAUGACAUUUUGGGUUUUUGAUGCCAUGUUUCAAUCCUUUCUACUAUUCCCGAGUGAACGUGCCGUUGUCCUCAAAGAGCGUGCUAGCGGUUCGUACCAACUGUCGGCAUACUUUAUGGGAAAGACGACGAGUGAAAUGCCGGCUAGACUUGUCUUACCUCUCAUCUACAUGGUGAUAAGUUUCUGGAUGGCUUCCAUUAGUGAUCAAUUUUCCAUGUUCCUUGGUACCACAUUCAUCUCGCUUCUGAGCGUCAUGGCGGGCGAAGCUAUCGGAUUGCUGGUUGGUGCCACCAUUUACGAUACGGAGAAGGGAAUGACCGCGAUGACUGUAAUAGCGCUGUUUCUGGCCCUGGUCGGUGGUUUCUUUGUCGAAAACGUACCCUCGUUCCUGGUCUGGUCGAAAUACCUUUCGCCAUUCAAGUACUCCUUUGAUGCGUCAUUACAACUUGUCUUCGACAAACCGGUUCCGUGUGACGGGAGCGGCGUAGUCGAAAGUAUCUGCCAUGGAUCUGACGAGGGGACCAUAACUCCCGACGAAGUCCUCGAAUUUUUGGGCGUUCAGGGCAGUGUUGGUUUCAAUGUUGGCAUCCUGGUGACGAUCGUAAGUUUUUGCAAUAUUUCGUUUUGACGGAACGGGGCGCAUUUUGAUUGUAAACACAGUUGUUCUCACCUCUGUUGUCUGAAUGCUUUCAUAUGUUUGUUUUGUCCUACGAACACAUAGGGUUUGGUACCCAGGUACUUAGCCUAUUUGGCUCUGCGGGGGAAGAAAGAAGGUGAUCGGUAGAUGCGAUGCAUAUUUCCUUCGCUUCAAUCAUUUGUGACACAGUACGAAUCAGAGCAUUUCGUUCGGAGAAAGAAAGUGAUCGGURUUUAAUACCGUCGAUUCUGCAUAAACAUCAUACAGGAAAAUWUAAUAAUCAAUAGAGAUAAAUCGUACAAGUCUUAAAAAAUGUUCCGUAUCCGUAGCAUAGUAGAUACGGUCAUUACGAUACAGGAAAUUGAUAGUGUUCAAAAUGAAAACAAGAUGAAUUACAACCGGACAAAGGUUCCGAAAUCAAUUAUUUGUGUUGCACCAUAAGACCUUCAGGGUUUGCAUUGCUUUGCCGUAGUAACCCCGUUGAAGUUGUGAAGAACGGUGAAGUGGCACAAAAGCGUACUAGUAGGAAUGGAGUCGGAUCUGYUUAUCCGAAGUACUGUACUGUACAUAAUAGGCCACAAGAGACCGUUUUCGGAUUUUUCUUAACAGUUGUGUCGCACCAAAGAAUUGCUAAAAUUGCUCGGUUCCGAACUAGAAGUACUAUAUAUUGAAAGAGAUAAAAUCUUUCAGAAUGAAGUUUUAAGGCAGAUAAUGCAGUACUGUUCUUGUAUUGAUUAUUAAAACGUCAUUACAGUACUGCUACAUGGUGUUCGAGAGCAGAGAAGCAAAUGGAUGAAACGGUGUUUUCAAAUGUUCUUUCCAAACAUGCUAAAUAAUAACAAGAAUGAURAGGUCUUGUACCAGAUCAACACAGUAUUGACGUUGGACAGAAAGAGGUAUUGAAUCGCAGUUGUUCGCGCAUGAAGGAUCGAUCACCGCCAUUCACAGUGGUUUUCAUUAACAACGACUGUGACUGCAAAUGAUAAUAAAUCCCUCACAGUGAAAUCCUCGUCGUAAAGCUGCUCCAUUUAUUCAUCGCCAGUAGUGCCAAAAAUCAUGUGUGCCAACUGAAGAUAGGAGACCUCGCCAUUCUCAACUUCACAUUCGUCCAUCAGGGUAGCAAAUUCUGGCUCGGAAAGCUCUUCUCCCAUGGAUGUCAACAUGACCUUAAGCUCCCCCACGGGAAUGGUUCCGGUUCCGUUGGUGUCAAAGGCCUGGAAAGUUUCGAUAAUUUCAUCGACGGUGUCGUUCGUCUUAUCGAACUUUCCUCCCAUAAAUCUCUGGAAUCCGUUCAAAUCGAGACCGCUCUUUGYUUCUCCCUUCCAUAAUGCAAGAUCGGCUUCACUGGGGUUGAGGCCACCGGCACGACAUGCAGCCCCGAUUUCUUUCGACCCGAUGCUUCCAUUUUUAGCAUACUUGGUGAACACUGUCUUCAUUUGGGCUUCUUGGUUUUCUGUGAGUGGCAUGUUUGGAUGGUGUCUUCGGUAUCUUGUGAUGUACUUCUAUUCUGUUCGACUCUUUGGAAGUGUACGAGUACUCGUGUCUAUUCAUUACAAGAAUGUUUAAUUGCUGCGGCGACAGCACAAACACACAUACGCGAAGGAUAAAUUCUUCAUUUUCCCGUGUGGCAAGACAUCUUCUCAACG